Malus domestica (apple) is the source of this 582-nucleotide messenger RNA. The record is from RefSeq and is a predicted model, not a curated record. Lineage: Eukaryota; Viridiplantae; Streptophyta; Magnoliopsida; Rosales; Rosaceae.
AUCUAAAGCUACCUAUCCCAACUCUUCAGAAAUAACACCACCUACAGUUUGUACCAAGCAAAAUUUAGACCCAAGAAAUGGCUUCUGCUUCAAUGGCCAUGCCACUAAUGUCUGCCACCCAAAACAGUUUAACCCAAAACACAGAAGCACUUUUCAGAUCAAUCCCAUUGAAGCCAUCAAAGAAAGCUGGUUUUGUGAACCCAAAGCCCAAGGGCAUGUUCAAGGUGGAGGCCUCUUUGAAAGAAAAGGCGGCGACAGGCCUAGCAGCGGCGGCAUUGACAGCCUCCAUGGUGAUUCCUGAGGUGGCUGAGGCUGCGGGGUCUUCCGGGCUUACGCCGUCUUUGAACAACUUCUUGCUCAGCAUUGCUGCUGGUGGAGUUGUGCUUGUAGCGAUCAUUGGUGCUGUUGUUGGGGUUUCCAACUUUGACCCAGUUAAGAGAGCCUAAGAAAUUGAAGACCGAAACUUUUUCAUGAAUUAAAUUUUUAUGUCUAUUUCCUGUUAUUCAUAAACUGUUCUUGGUUAAUUCUGCGUACUGUGCAACUCUGGAUGAUUAUAUGAAAUGUGUUUUUCUUUCAAGUGAA